Messenger RNA from Strongylus vulgaris, 285 nucleotides. The record is from the annotation of a GenBank genome assembly. NCBI's taxonomy places the organism in Eukaryota, Metazoa, Nematoda, Chromadorea, Rhabditida, Strongylidae.
AUGGAGUGGGAGGGAACGGCGCUAUCUGAAAAUCGACCGCCGGCUGACGUGCACUUAGCCACAUGUGUAGAAGUGCACGUUGUCGUCCUCGUCGCCCCUCCAGCGGCUGGCCGGCUCAACAGGAAAAACCGAUUGAUUGCCGUACGGAACGAGGAACAAUCGAUGCCUAGAAAACUUCCUUCUUUAGUCUUUGGAACUGAAGUGCGCGUCUGCGCGCGUUCAGCUACAUCAGGCCAAGUCUGUCCCGCGGUACCCGCGUUCCCUACCCCGUUUACUCAUUCCUAG